This is a messenger RNA of Egretta garzetta (little egret), 1635 nucleotides long. RefSeq names its product epithelial discoidin domain-containing receptor 1. The transcript has 13 exons. The record is from RefSeq and is a predicted model, not a curated record. The coding region runs from base 1 to 1635 and encodes 544 amino acids. Lineage: Eukaryota; Metazoa; Chordata; Aves; Pelecaniformes; Ardeidae.
AUGGGGGUCCUGCCCCUGCCCCUCCCCCUCCUGCUGCUGGCUGCAGGGACCCGGGCGUCCGGGCGGGACCUUGAGGGGCACCUGGAUCUGGUGUCCCCAACGUCCCCCGUGUCCCCAGGCAGGUGCCGCUUCGCCCUGGGCAUGGAGGACGGCUCCAUCCCCGACAGCCGCCUCUCGGCCUCCAGCGCCUGGUCCGACUCCACCGCCGCCCGCCACGGCCGGCUGGGUCGCAGCGAUGGAGAUGGCGCCUGGUGUCCCGCGGGCCCUGUCUUCCCCGAGGAGGAGGAGUUCCUGGAGGUGGACCUGGGUGGGCUGCACGUGGUGACGCUGGUGGGGACACAGGGACGUCAUGCCGGUGGCCAUGGCAGGGAGUUUGCCCGCGCCUACCGGCUGCGCUACAGCCGCGACCGUCACCGCUGGCUGCGCUGGCGCGACCGGUGGGGCGCUGAGGGCACAGGGAUCUCAGAGGACAAUGGGAUCCUUGGGAGAUCCUGGGCCGGGCUCCUGUCCUACACGGCGCCACGGGGACAGGUGAUGGCCCUCGACCCGGCGCCCGUUGUCCUCAAUGACUCCACCUACGAUGGAUACAGCGUUGGCCUGCUGCAGUUUGGGGGGCUGGGCCAGCUGACGGACGGGGGGCCAGGCCUGGGUGAAUUCAAGAGCGAGGUCUACGACUUCCCAUUGGAGACCCUUUGGCUUAGCACCGCCCCCCCCUGCCCCCACCAGCUGCCCCAGGGCAUCAUGGGAUGGUGGCCAACACCCAGCAUCCCUCAGGUUCAUUGCAACAACAUGCACACGCGGGGGGUGGCCAUCUUCGAGGAGGUGGAGUGCCACUUCAAGAGGAGCCUGGCCACAGCCUGGGAGCCCACCCCGGCCACCCACAGCCUGGCCGGGGGUGUCAAGGACCCCAGCGCCCGCACGGUCACCGUGCCUCUGGGUGGGCGCCAGGCCCGCUUCAUCCAGUGUCACUUCUUCUUCGCCGGGGAGUGGAUGCUCUUCAGUGAGAUCACCUUCCUCUCGGAUACGGUGGAGGAGGCGGUGGGGGGCCGUGGGGGGGCCCCCGCCCGCCCCUACUGGAAGAAGAUACUGGGGAAGGCCCAGCGCCGGCCGUCAGAGGAUGAGCUGCGGGUGCAGCUCUCAGUGCCAGGUGACACCAUUGUCAUCAACAACGCGACGGGGGCGGGGCGAGGACCCCCCCGCUACGAGCGCAUCCCCCCAGGCCCGGGCGAGUACCAGGAGCCAACGCGGCCAUGGCCAUCGCUGCCCCCGGCCCCCCCUGGGCCUGCCCCCGGGGAGCCCAAGCCGGGACAGCCAAUCGCCAAAGCCGACCACAGCCACACCUCCAUCUUGAUUGGCUGCCUGGUGGCCAUCAUCUUGCUCCUAUUGGGCGUCAUCAUCCUCAUCCUCUGGCGGCAGUACUGGAAGAAGAUACUGGGGAAGGCCCAGCGCCGGCCGUCAGAGGAUGAGCUGCGGGUGCAGCUCUCAGUGCCAGGUGACACCAUUGUCAUCAACAACGCGACGGGGGGGGGGCCCGCUACGAGCGCAUCCCCCCAGGCCCGGGCGAGUACCAGGAGCCAACGCGGCCAUGGCCAUCGCUGCCCCCGGCCCCCCCUGGGCCUGAGACAACAUGGAUGA